This is a messenger RNA of Phytophthora nicotianae INRA-310, 357 nucleotides long. RefSeq lists its product as hypothetical. The record is from RefSeq and is a predicted model, not a curated record. NCBI's taxonomy places the organism in Eukaryota, Oomycota, Peronosporomycetes, Peronosporales, Peronosporaceae. Bases 1 to 357 code for a protein of 118 amino acids. The transcript is spliced from 3 exons.
AUGGAAAACGCGGCACGUUGUGAUUCCAGGAAUUGGCGGCAUCAGCUUGCCAGCGAGUUGCGUACGGCGCAUGUGGGAGGCGCGGCAACAGCUGAAGGCGGUGCUGGCGCUGUGGCACUCUUUACAAACCCACUGAGGGUCUGGAAGGAAUAUUCCAGACCCCCAGUGGGUUGGGGCGCUAGGAUAUCCCAGCGAGUCGAGUAUGGAAUGGGAAGUUCUGGUACGAGCGAAAGAUACCCAACCGGAAUCGCUAUCCCGAACGUCCAGUUGGAGCUCGACCGAAGGAUUGGAACGAAGGGCGCCACGAUGGAGUCAGACAUGACGACGGCGACGCACAAGAAUGCCUGGAUCCAGUAA